This is a messenger RNA of Clarias gariepinus (North African catfish), 2126 nucleotides long. It is a transcript of the gene xiap, whose product is annotated as X-linked inhibitor of apoptosis. Gene Ontology annotation, biological process: positive regulation of protein ubiquitination; regulation of cell cycle; negative regulation of apoptotic process. The transcript is spliced from 7 exons. Gene Ontology annotation, molecular function: ubiquitin protein ligase activity; cysteine-type endopeptidase inhibitor activity involved in apoptotic process. The record is from RefSeq and is a predicted model, not a curated record. Lineage: Eukaryota; Metazoa; Chordata; Actinopteri; Siluriformes; Clariidae. Bases 159 to 1544 code for a protein of 461 amino acids. Gene Ontology annotation, cellular component: cytoplasm; nucleus.
CUUCGUCAUACUGGGUCAGUCUGAGCUGUGGCUGUGUCCGGGAAUCGUUUGCUGUUCGCGUUUCUAGUGUGAUGUCCUGUAAUGUCUGUGUGGGGUAAACGCGGUUCAAUUACAAAACCUUCAUUCUGAUCUGACUUUGAGCUGACGGUUUCAUCUUGAUGAUGGCUGACUCGAAUAUAUUUAGCCAAAUUGAAACCGAUGACAUGCCAGACUGGUCCAUGAUGAGCACGCGGCUGAACUCGUUCCGGGCUUUUCCACAUUCUCCUCAGGUUCCCGCAGAGAGGCUGGCCCGGGCUGGUUUCUACUUCACAGGUGAAUCGGAUCGAGUGCGCUGCUUCAGCUGCCAACACACCAUCGAGGACUGGAACCAAGACGACGUCCCAGUAGAAAGACACAAGUCUGUCUCACCCGCUUGCGUGUUUCUCAAAUGCGUUCAUAACCGAAGCUUUGGUCCUGGAACCUCCUCUCAAUCUCAUGGCUCCAUCUACAACGAAGAGGCUGAAGACAUGGAGUUCCGAUUAAGAACAGGAGAGGUAAUGGAUGAGUCAGAUUAUCCCAGGAUUCCACAUAUGAAAAGAGAAGAUUCACGGCUCGCGACAUUCAUCAACUGGCCCUCUCAGUCCCCAGUCAACCCUUAUGACCUGGCACAAGCUGGGUUUUUUUACAUGCCAGAGUCUAGCAAUCAGCUAGACAGGGUGCAGUGUUUCUGCUGCGCGGGCAUGUUGGUCAACUGGGAGGAAGGUGACGAUCCCUGGCAGGAGCAUGCCAGAGUUUACCCAAACUGCUUCUUUAUUUUGGGUCAUGAUGUCGGGAACGUCCCCUCUGAUCAGCCGAGACAGCCAAGCCGUGGUAAUAGCGGGUCAAUGGAAACUUUUGAGGGUCGCCUUGAAAGCUUCAGGAACAGCGUGCAUCCCGUCAACCAUGAAAGACUGGCGAGAGCUGGGUUUUUUAGCAUAGGUGAGCGGGACUGUGUGGUGUGCUUUAAAUGUGGAGGACGACUAAAAAACUGGCAGCCAGAUGAGGAUCCCUGGGAGGAGCAUGCCAAGCACUAUCCAGGAUGCAGUUUCUUGCUUGCAGAAAAGGGGCAGGAGUUUAUCAACAGCAUUCAGCUAAGAAAUCCUGCACACAGCUCUGCAAAUGGAUUUUCCAGUCAUGAGCGCGCAUCAAACGUCCUCCAGUCAGAGAUUGCCAGGAAAGCUAUUGACAUGGGUUUUGAUCCAGUUAAGGUGGAGAGGACCAUUUUAGAAAAGAUUCGUCAGAGUGGAAAGGGCUAUUUGACCGCGAACGACCUCAUUCACGAUAUAACCAGUGGUGUGUUUGAUUGUGAUUCUGACAUGUGUGAAGAAAAUCAGCCUGAAGACCCACUAAAGAAGCUGGAGAAGUUGCAACGUGAAAAGCUCUGCAAGGUGUGCAUGGACAGCGACGUUACGAUUGUCUUUGUCCCCUGUGGGCAUUUGGUGACCUGCAAGAAGUGCUCUGAGUCUCUCCACAAAUGCCCCAUCUGUUGUGCACAAAUCACACAGAAAAUCAAGACGUACAGCUAAUAACCUUCAGCGCAUUCAAGCUCGGACGGAACCGCAUUGCUUAAAACUACACAUGCUUAAAAACACAGCAAAUGUAUGCUUUAAGCUCAAAUAGUUAUAUUGUUUUAUACCAUAGUGUAUAUUGAUGAAAAAUCUUUGUAUAUUUGGAUUACAUGAGAGUAAAUAUAACAUAUGACUAAUAUUACUUUUAACAAAAUAGCUUAGUUUGCGUUUUGUUAAGAAUCCAAAUUAUUUAAAUCUAGGCGUGUUGGGAAAUGAAAAAUAAAUAUAUUGUAAAUCAAUAACUUAUUUCCUUUUUAGGUAUUCUUUGGUGAGGCUGCAUUUUUGCUUAGAUAUCUAAUUUGGUAGAACUUUUUGGUAGACUGAACUAUAUCAAAACAUGACACUACUGACCUGAAGAAACCACAUAUAUACGGCUGAAUUAAAUCACACUUGUCUCAUGUACAUGUAUAGAGAAUUUUAUGGUAAAAUCAUUUAACAAAAAUGGCUGCAGAUACUUUUGCUUAAAAAGUGCCUUUCUUUAAUGUAAUUAAAAUAAUUUAUAUUUUUUAUUUUAUUCCAAUAAAUUGUUUUAAAAUAGUA